Molecule: messenger RNA, 1386 nt
Organism: Odobenus rosmarus divergens (Pacific walrus)
Lineage: Eukaryota; Metazoa; Chordata; Mammalia; Carnivora; Odobenidae
Gene: S100PBP
Product: S100P binding protein
Exons: 7
Coding region: 151-1386 (411 amino acids)
Cellular component (GO): nucleus; cytosol
Molecular function (GO): calcium-dependent protein binding
Source: RefSeq, a predicted model, not a curated record
AGUCUUUCGCCCAGGCUUCGGCCCCGCUUCCGGAGGAAGGUGGGAGUCAAUCAUUUUGACAAGUCUCCUGAAAGGAACAGCUAGCAGGAGCUGAAACCUUUUUCCAUUUGGUCUCGUGGCAAAGAGAUCACACCAGCAGCUCCACACAAUAUGACGUGCUCACUUGUGCCCUCUGAACAGUCUUCUGGAACUUCUCUCUUGCCUAAAGACAAUGCCCCAUUUUCUUGGGGUUCCUUGGAUGAGGAUGGAUUAGAUGACUCCUUGCUGGAUCUGUCUGAGGGAGAAGAAGAUGAUGGCCAUUUUAGUUUCACAGAGGAAGAUAUUCAGGAGCUCUUGAAGGAUGAUGACCUUAAAGAUGAUAGCAGGCGUGUUGAGAAGGAAGGGAAAGGGAGUCAAAUUCUAUUUGACACUUCCCAAGAGAAAAAUUCAUUGUAUAGCUUGGGACCAGUAGCUGAGACCCCUGGCCUCUUGAAACUACCUCAACUAAGUACAUCAGUUGGUCAUGGACCAACUCCUACUAAACCAUUAAACAGACACUUUGCAUUAGAAAAGAAUCUUAUAAAAAUAACAGUUGUUACACCAUUUGAUCCAACAGUUUGUGAUGCUGUGCUUGAUAAGGACAAGACUGAUUCAUCCAAAGAUACUGAAAAACCCUCCCUUGGGGAAGAGAUGAGAAAAGAUGGUCUUAGCCCAAAGGAGAACAAACUCUGCACUGAGUCUGAAGGGAUCAGUCCCAGUAAUUCUGCUUGGGAUGUGCCCCCACUCUCUUCUCCUUCAGACAAUGACUUUGAACAAACUGUGUCUGAUAAAAAUAUACCUGACAGUAAGAGAACUACACCUGUGUUCUCUCAGAUCUUGGACCGUUCUGAGACUCCUAAUACGGGGUCAUCCUGGAAAAAUGGAUCAAAUAAAUCAAAUUGUGAAGUGAGGUUUCCGGUUGUUUCCAGUUCAUCAAACAAACAGGAUGUUCUUGACAAGGAUUCGGGGAAGCUUAAAGUCCAUGAGAGAAGACUAGGCAAAGUCAUUCCUGUUCUGCAAGCCAAAAGAAGGACUAAUGUUCCGACGUUUUCACAAUCAGAUCUAGAAAAGCAGAAGGAAAGUUAUCUCAAGGAAGUCAUUGCUCAUAUAGAACACCCGAAGGACACUAACCAAGGUGCCUCGGGGGAACUGUAUGCCCUGAUGGGUCAAGUUUAUCAUAUGCAGAACCCAAAAUGGCAGCAUCCUUCGGACCUCACCAUGAGAAACUACGCUGCUCGGUUCCGGCAGAAACGUCUGCAGAGGUACAGUCUGACUCAGUGGGUCGACAGGAACAGGCGAAGCCACCAUCGGUUCCAGCGUCUCCCAGACUUCCCAUCAAGUCCAUUUGUCUCAUCCCAUCAGCAGUGA